This is a messenger RNA of Camellia sinensis, 753 nucleotides long. Its product is annotated as putative small nuclear ribonucleoprotein F. Gene Ontology annotation, cellular component: U1 snRNP; catalytic step 2 spliceosome; pICln-Sm protein complex. Gene Ontology annotation, biological process: spliceosomal snRNP assembly; mRNA splicing, via spliceosome. Lineage: Eukaryota; Viridiplantae; Streptophyta; Magnoliopsida; Ericales; Theaceae. Gene Ontology annotation, molecular function: RNA binding. The record is from RefSeq and is a predicted model, not a curated record.
UUUUAACUUUUAAGCUAAAAUCAUGUUUUUCCAAAGGAGGCGUUGGGUUUCUCUCUCCAAAACCCUAGGCUAGACCCUCAGCUCAGUCAAACUUGGAAUCCAAAAAGCGGGGUUUGCUUUGAACAUCUUCAAUGGCGACUGUACCAGUUAACCCUAAACCUUUCUUGAACAAUUUGACUGGGAAGAAGGUCAUCGUAAAGCUCAAGUGGGGAAUGGAAUACAAAGGUUUUCUUGUGUCAGUGGAUUCAUACAUGAACUUGCAGUUGGCCAACAGUGAAGAAUAUAUUGAGGGACAAUUUACUGGAAAUCUUGGAGAGAUUCUGAUCAGAUGUAACAAUGUUCUCUAUCUUCGUGGAGUACCUGAGGAUGAAGAAAUAGAAGAAGCUGAACAAGACUAGGAAAUGAAUUUCAGUGGUUGCCUGGUAACAUGGCCCUCGAAAUACAAUUCUGGUUUCUAUUUGGAAUUAAUAUAAUUUAGCCUUAGUAGUUUUUACGCUGCAUCUGUAUUAUUUCCAGAAGUAUUGUUAGUUGUUUUAAUGCACAUGCCAUUUCUGCUACAUACAUGAUGCUGAUGCACAAUGUUUCUCACUUGAGUUGAUGCUAUGUUCUGCUAAACUCUAUUUUAGGCACUAUCUUUGACUGCGCUUUACAAUUCAUUGAGGGUUACUUGGUUCUCCAUGGCACUGAAGCCAUUCUGUCACUCGUUGAUUUCAAGAAAUGGAAGAAUCCACAUGUUACUAUUGUUUGUUGAAA